Messenger RNA from Linum trigynum, 3135 nucleotides. The record is from the annotation of a GenBank genome assembly. NCBI's taxonomy places the organism in Eukaryota, Viridiplantae, Streptophyta, Magnoliopsida, Malpighiales, Linaceae.
AUGUCAUCCUCAUCCAGCACCAGCAGGUCACUCCGAUCCUCCAUCUCGCCGUUCCGUUCCCGCAAGCCUCCUGCUCAGCGUCUCCCCUCGCCGGCUCCGCCGCCGAAACAUGGCGUAAGGCCUUCAACUCCUCCAUCGGUUACUUCUUCUUCUUCGUCCAGGCCUCCCUCGAGGUUGUCCACCUCCACUGCCGGUCCCAGCUCAGCUCCCGCCGGCCAGACUCCUGACCGGCUCGAUGAUAACAAGUCCAGGGAAAAUGUGACGGUCACGGUUAGGUUUCGGCCGCUCAGUGCUAGGGAGCUUGGUAAGGGGGACGAGAUAGCUUGGUAUGCGGAUGGAGACUACACAGUGAGAAAUGAGCACAAUCAUUCAAUUGCUUAUGGUUUUGAUAGAGUCUUUGGUCCAGCGACAACAACUCGUCAUGUAUACGAUGUUGCUGCUAGGCAGGUUGUUAGUAGUGCCAUGCAGGGUAUAAAUGGUACAAUUUUUGCUUAUGGAGUUACUAGCAGCGGAAAGACUCACACAAUGCACGGGGAGCAAAAAUCACCUGGAGUUAUUCCACUAGCAGUGAAGGAUGUUUUUGGGAUUAUACAAGAGAUGCCAGGGAGAGAGUUUCUACUUCGUGUUUCAUAUUUAGAAAUCUACAAUGAGGUAAUCAAUGAUUUGCUCGACUCAACAGGACAAAACUUAAGAAUACGAGAAGAUUCACAGGGAACUUAUGUAGAAGGGAUAAAAGAAGAAGUUGUCUUAUCACCAGCUCAUGCUCUAUCUUUGAUAGCAACUGGAGAAGCGCAUAGGCAUGUGGGUUCCAAUAAUAUCAAUCUUCUAAGCAGUCGAAGCCACACUAUAUUCACCUUGACCAUCGAAAGCAUUCCUAGUAGUGAAAAUCAAGGGGGAGAGGAUGUCACACUUUCAAGAUUGCACUUAAUCGAUCUUGCGGGAUCUGAAAGUUCCAAGUCUGAAACAACUGGAAUGCGGAGAAAAGAGGGAUCAUACAUAAAUAAAAGCUUGCUUACUCUUGGAACAGUUAUCUCUAAACUGACUGAUGGAAAGGCAACUCAUGUUCCAUUCCGAGAUUCAAAGCUCACACGUUUACUGCAGUCAUCGCUUAGUGGCCAUGGACUAGUUUCUCUUAUAUGCACUGUGACACCGGCCUCUAGCAAUAGUGAAGAGACACACAAUACACUUAAGUUUGCCCAUCGGACCAAGCAUGUGGAGAUUAAUGCUUCUCAGAAUAAGAUUAUUGAUGAGAAAUCUCUCAUAAAGAAGUAUCAGAAAGAAAUUUCUUCCUUGAAGCAAGAGCUUCACGAUUUAAAGCGUGGCAUGAUGGAGAAUCCUCGUACUGCAUCAACUACUGAGGAAGAUUUGGUUACCUUGAAGCAGCAGUUGGAAGCCGGCCAGGUCAAGUUACAAUCAAGACUAGAAGAAGAGGAACAAGCCAAGGAAGCUCUGAUGGGAAGAAUUCAACGACUCACUAAACUUAUCCUGGUUUCCACAAAGAAUUCCAUGCAACCAAGUCUACCUGAAAAACCAAGCCACAGAAGAAGGCAUUCUUUUGGGGAAGAUGAGCUGGCAUAUUUACCAGAUCGAAAACGAGAGUAUAUCAUUGAGGAAGAUGUGGGAAGCUAUGGUUCUGAGCUUUCAGCAGAAGGAAAGGAUGAUAUAGCUAGCUUAGAUGACUUGGUGAAGGAUUAUAGAAGGAGCAGGAGAAGGGGAAUGCUUGGCUGGUUUAAAUUGAAGAAGCCUGAGUAUUCAGUUGGAUCAUCACUGAGUGCUGACAUUGACAGCCCUGAAAGUCUAUCUCCUGCAUCUAGUUAUAUAUCAUCUCAGAGUCGAGUAACAUUUACUGAUAUAAAGGAUGGACAAAGGAAAUCUGUCAGUAGGAAGGAUGACAAUAAUCUCGUUGUCCCAUUCCCAGAAAGGACACAGGCUGGUGAACUCUUUAGUGCUACUGUUGUAGGCCGUCACUUACCACCGACUGGUACCACCAUCACAGAUCAAAUGGAUCUACUUAGGGAGCAGGUGAAAAUGUUGGCUGGGGAGGUGGCCUUAUCAACUAGUUCCCUGAAAAGAUUGUCAGAGCAAGUUGCUUCUCAUCCUGACGAUUUACAACUUAAGGAUCAAAUGCAGAAAUUGAAAGGCGAAAUUAUUGAAAAGAGGCAUCAGAUGCUAAUUCUCGAGCAACGUAUGAUUGGGUCAAUUGGGAUGACCAUGCCUAACAGCAACGAAUUAUCGGAGGCUUUAUCCAAGGUUACAACUCAGCUCAAUGAAAAAAUGUUUGAACUUGAGGUUAAGUCAGCCGACAAUAGAAUACUUCAGGAACAACUGCAGCUGAAGGCAUCAGAGAAUACCGAACUGCACGAAACAGUACUUUUGCUAAGGCAACAACUAAGCUCUUUGUCAGAUAAGCAGUCAAGCCAUCAGCAGCCUGCAGAAUCAUACGAAGAAAGUUAUAUCAAUGAAAGCACACCAAAGAGUGUAAUGAGCCUGAAUCGAGUGUUUUUGCAAGAAGAAUCUAGACAUUUCAACAGUUCUCAGGGUCUCAUACAGGCUGCCGAAAUAGACAACCUGAAGCAGGAGAAGAUGAGGCUUGUUGAAGAGAAAGAAGGUCUCAAAAUCCAGUGUCAGAAACUUGCAGAGGAAGCUGUAUACGCAAAAGAACUGGCUGCUGCUGCCGGAGUUGAGCUCCGAAACCUAGCUGAGGAAGUGACAAAGCUUUCGUAUCAAAAUGCUCAGCUGGCGACUGAGCUGGCUGAUGCUAAAGAGGCUAUCCUCCGAAGAUCUACCACUUCUAGGGCUACUGAUUUUAAGCCGAAUGGCUCAAAGCUGAGAAAGUCAGUCCCUAUUAAUACUGAGGACUUAAGAUUACCCGGACGUGAAAAUGAGUACCCACUCUCUAAUGGCCACACCCAUAAACCAUCUGAACGUGACAACUUCACCAACAUGGAUGCGGUAAAUAGCUCGGAAUUGUUGAAAGAACGAAAACGAUGCAAGGAGCUGGAGCGUCUUGUAUCAAAGUUAAAGGGAGAUGACAUAAAAAGUCUCGACCCGUCUGCACUAGAUGAGCUUCAGACUUUUCACCUUGAAGCCAUAACCAAAAUCUGUCAUGCCAAGUGUACGACUCAGGAUUCGUAA